CGAGAGAUAAAGUGCGAGGGCUGGAAAGGGGCGGGAGGGGGAGUAAAAGAUGGUGGAAAACAGUCAGGAACGCGGCCCAGCCGCCGGCGCCGCCGUCUUCGGGCCACUUUCUUGAACGGGGGCGUGCGCACCCGGGCGAGGGGCAAUCGAAGCCGAUCGAUAGGAGCCGGCCCUCGUGCGCGGCCGGGGCAUGAGCAGCCCCCCCGGGCACUAGGGGCCGGCCUGAGCCCCGGCUUUAAUGAGUGCCGGGGAGGACCCCCGCGCGCAUCCCAGCAUCGAUUGAAGGAUGCACCUCUACUUCGAGAGGAACGACAAUGCCAAGUGCGACUGCAACGUGCUGUCACUCAGCUGGAUGGGCAAGUUGCCGGACGAGCUGCAAGAGGACGAGAGCUGGAAGCUGUAUCGGCGUAAAUACUAUCAGGAAGGAUGGUUGGCAACGGGGAAUGCGCGGGGCCUCGUCGGCGUGACCUUCACCACUUCUCACUGCCGACUGAGGACGCCUGAACUGCCGUUGCGUGCCAACUAUAAUCUGCGCGGACACAGGAGUGAGGUGAUACUCGUAAAGUGGAACGAGCCUUAUCAGAAGCUCGCUUCGUGCGACAGUACCGGUGUCAUCUUUGUUUGGAUCAAAUACGACGGCCGUUGGAGUAUUGAACUUAUCAAUGACCGGAGUACACCAGUCACGCACUUUUCUUGGUCGCACGAUGGUCGCAUGGCACUUAUAUGCUACAAGGAUGGAUUCGUGCUCGUUGGCAGUGUCGCGGGUCAGCGCUACUGGUCCUCGAUGCUCAACCACAAGGCUGUGAUCACCUGCGGCAUCUGGACACCCGAUGAUCAGCAGGUCUACUUCGGGACGACGGCCGGGCAGCUAAUUGUUAUGGAUGUCCACGGUGCCAUGGUUUCGGAAAUUCAGCUCGGUGCAGGAGUGACGUCAAUGGCCUGGUCAGCGGAAAAGUUUAAGUUGGAAGAGGACGAGGACGAGGAUAAUGUGGAUGAGGAGCAUGAUACGGAGGACCGUGACGAAGAAGAGGAUCAGGAAGCCGGGAGCAGAGCUACGAAUGCGCGCAACUAUGUAUUAGCGGUGUGCCUGGCCGAUGGGAACGUUGUGCUUCUGAGGUCCUUCGACGAUGUGUCGCCUGUUACAAUAAGCACCGGCCUCAAACCCCCCUUACACGCCGAAUGGAGUAACUCGUGGAAGCUCCUUGCGAUUGCCGGCAUCAAGGAACAGGAACAGCAGCUGCAGCAGCAACACCACCACCAUUGCCAUCCGCCAGUCAUUGAGUAUACAAACCUUUUGAAAUUUUAUUCUGAUACGGGUAUACUUAUCUACACCAUCGCCAUACCCUAUACUCAGAGUCCAGUGACCGCUAUGACAUGGGGCCACAAUGACAGGCGACUUUUUGUUGCUACAGGGACACAUGUCCAUGCUGCUUGGGUCUCUAGGGGUGUCGGCUCGCUGCAGUUGUUGUCAAGGCUCGCACUCAAGGCCGCACUGACCAAAGAAUCGAGCGUACAACUACUGCCCCUUCCACCCCGACUCAAGGCUCUCGUCUCUGGACUCUUCGCCAACACGAUUCGCUGCUGUAUACCGGAGCCUCGCGAGUUGCGUCGCUUCGUGUCGCGUCCACCGCCUCUGGGAGGCCGACUACACUGUACGAUGCUUCGGAACCAAGGUGAACCACCUCACAGUUACACCCUCUACGUGGAAUAUCUGGGCGGGCUGAUACCGUUGCUGAAGGGCCGACGUACCAGCAAGAUCCGACCGGAAUUCGUAAUAUUCGACCCGGAGAGUGGCCACUGUACGUCCCAGAACGGCUUUGACUUCCAGAGCGAUUCGACCUCACCGACGCCCUCUUGCAGCGAUGAUUCGGACAAUGAGCGGGACACCGUGGAACUCUGCGCUGGCUCACCUCGUUUUCGUAGAAAGAGUCGUAGGAAGUGUCGAACCUCUUACGAGAGAAGCACUUGCAAUAACGACGACGACGAGAAUUACGUCGAUACCCUGCCAGAGAAAGCAAGACUCGUCGAGGUAACAUCAAACAUUUGGGGUACCAAGUUUAAAUUUCACGGCUUAGCGGAUUCAGUUCCAGCGAAUCUUGGUAGAGUAACUUACCGGCCCUCGCUCUUACACCUUCAACCUCGGCAAAUGACUCUCGUAAUCACAGAAUUGAGAGAUGAUCUUCCCGCAGGUCCGGAUCCAAGUUUCAACCCAAACCUCUUCUCGGAGGACGAGGAGGAAUGCAUGCAGGGAGAGUCGUCGUUGGCAAUUCCUCGUACUUAUGGCUUCUCGCGUUGUCCAUCCGAGCAGUAUCAACAGCAACAGCAUCAUCAUCACCAUCAUCAGCAGCAACAGCAGUCACCGUCAAUCGUGCCGCUUUUCCCUGUCGGUGAGAGCCACGACGACGACUAUCCCUACGAGUACCAACCCAUACCACCACCUCCACCUCACCAGCUUGAGUACCCGAUACUCAAUUACUGCGAGACGAUGAGGCCGGUUGCGACCCCGGGCUGUCAUCAUCACCGAGCCACCUACGCGUCACGUUGCUGUGACGUCCCGACUCUCCAGUCCCCUAAGAACGCCGUCGCUCCCACUCAGACGCUCAUCGCCACGUCAAGUCCAAGCGGUGAAUACUCGAGCAACGUGCAGCGGGUGAAGACGGCGCUAGUCGAUCAGCAGAAUGCAAUUAGUAGUCUAAUAAAGAAGGAACUGGAUGUAGGGACUGGCAACAAGCUCGUCUACGCGCACACGGUCGAAGACAAGUUUCACAUUGGUAACGGCUCGUCCUCGAACUGCUGCCUACAUCCGAGGGCUGGAUCGACCCACCAUCAGGGCUACAGUUACGCGAACGGCGAAUGUGGCCCGACGGUUGGCAGCAUCGUCCAUUCGAAGAACAAUCUAAACGUUGGCCGCCAGGAGACAGCCGCGAGCCUCCUCCAGCCUCGAAACGGCGUUGAGACCAACCACUCGAAUUCCAUUAUCGAGGACGAGGAACGGCGCAACGAUGUACCCGCCCUCAAGAGUCAGUUUCAGGCAGUGCAUCGAGCGCCAACAGUCGUGAGCAUUGGACCUACACAAAUUUCCGCGAACUCGAUAGUCCGCAGUUGCAGCGUCGGCUACCUCGAUCUCGUUGACGCGCAGAUUGUACCCUGCGAUGUUGCCCUCAAUAUGCUGCGCAAGGAUGCGCCAAAUAAGCGGCUAUUCCUUAUUUCCAGGAAGAACAAGCGACGCCGACGCAGCAGCAAGGACAACUCAGUUAAGGAAAACGGAAGUAACGUCGUAGUGCAUCGAACGACACGACCGCGUCUCAACGACUGCGGCAAAUCACGGAGUCUGGACUCGAGCGAGCUCUUCACCUCGAGCGAACAGAUAAUCGUCCUGCCACCGAGGCUUGCCGAGCACAUGGAGGAGACUGGCUCGACGACCGCGGCGACCGACGAUAACGACUCCGGCGACCUCUGCUCGGAAGUCGCGCAGAACGAGAUGAAUGUGCGCAAGGAGGCUUCCACGGCGAUUCUCUGCUCGAGAAAGGAUAGUCACGAAACUGUCUCCAGGACCUAUGCCCAGCAGCUGCUAACCAGUCACAGGCCUAUUAUCAUCACCGAAAACAUUGCCAGCCACGGCGAGCCCUCGAAUAUAAAUACAUCCAGCCAGAGUCCAUCCGUGGAGUCGUCCCUCGACGGUCUGACUUCGAGGCUCGAUGGGCUGGCGGUGAAACUCGGCGAUUUCGAGGAUUGCCACUCACUCCCACCCCCAUCUCCCCGUCCGUCAACGAGAUUGCCGAGAAGUUCGCCAAGCAGCCCUGCGCCCUCGAAGAAAGGCAAAAGACCAGCCUCCGCUUCUCCAAUUAGAAGGAGACUGCUUUCGAGUCCACUGCUCAAUAGGAAAACACGUAAGAAUCGUAAUGAAAGUUCCGACGAGGAAGGCUUAAUCAGUCAAGAUGAUAUCUCGAAUUAUCGCGAUCUUGAAACUUUUCAGAAAGCACAACUACGCCAGAAGUUAAGAAAACGAGGUGGAAACUUCGGAUAUGAAUCCGAAGCAACUAGACGUGAAAUUAUAAUGCACAAUAAAGCACCAAUGUGGAAUGAAGCUAAUCAAGUUUAUCAAUUAGACUUCGGGGGUAGAGUUACUCAAGAAAGUGCUAAAAAUUUUCAAAUUGAAUUUCGAGGUAAUCAGGUUAUGCAGUUCGGAAGAAUACAAGGAAACGCUUAUACUUUAGACUUUCAAUAUCCUUUCAGCGCCAUACAAGCCUUUGCCGUUGCUCUGGCAAGUGUUACGCAAAGGCUAAAAUAAAGUUAUACAUUUUACGUUAUACUUGUAUACAUACUCUGACAGAUGUGAGAAUAUUUUUUUAAAUUAGU
This is a messenger RNA of Ceratosolen solmsi marchali, 4359 nucleotides long. It is a transcript of the gene Tusp, whose product is annotated as WD40 superfamily protein Tusp. NCBI's taxonomy places the organism in Eukaryota, Metazoa, Arthropoda, Insecta, Hymenoptera, Agaonidae. The transcript is spliced from 19 exons. Gene Ontology annotation, molecular function: protein binding. The record is from RefSeq and is a predicted model, not a curated record. The coding region runs from base 287 to 4291 and encodes 1334 amino acids.